This is a messenger RNA of Hypanus sabinus (Atlantic stingray), 2014 nucleotides long. RefSeq names its product succinate dehydrogenase complex assembly factor 3 (gene sdhaf3). NCBI's taxonomy places the organism in Eukaryota, Metazoa, Chordata, Chondrichthyes, Myliobatiformes, Dasyatidae. The transcript has 2 exons. The coding region runs from base 1248 to 1586 and encodes 112 amino acids. Gene Ontology annotation, biological process: succinate metabolic process; mitochondrial respiratory chain complex II assembly. The record is from RefSeq and is a predicted model, not a curated record. Gene Ontology annotation, cellular component: mitochondrial intermembrane space; mitochondrion.
GCAUAAAAACUACCAAGAGUGCAGUGUGGGUAAAUAAUUAAGUGCAAGAUCAUUACAAAGUACAUUGUGAGGUGAAGAGUCCAUUUUAUCAUACAAGAGGUCCCUUCAAGUCUAUGAUAACUGUGGGAUAGAUGUCCUUGAGCUGCUUAUAGAUGUCUUCAGGCUUUUGUAUGUUCUGCCUGAUGAGGCAGGGAAGAAAAGAGAAUGCCCAGAGUGGGUGGAGUCUUUGACUAUGCUGGCUGCUAUACAGAGGGAUUGAGAAAAAUAGACAGAGUCAAUCGAAGGGAGGCUGGAUCCUAUGAUAUGCUGAGCUGUGUCAGCAAUUCUGCGGGUUCUAAUGGUCACAGGCAGAACAGCUGCUGUACGAAGCAGUUAUGCAUCCCGACAAUGCUCUUUUACAACCCUGGCUGUGAAAGGAGGGCUGGGCAUGGAACUGCAACCCCAUCCCUUAAAAACCCAGAACUACGCACAAACCAACAGAACUGUCUACGACCUGUGCCCCAGGAGUGAUGGGCUAACUAUGAUAUACACAGGGAUAGUGAAACGAAGGGCCUUUCCUGAGCAGUAGAGUUAGAAAUGGGGCUUCCUUAUUCUCUCCAAGCUAUAAGCAUAUCACACCCUUGUCCUGUUUUUAAACGAAGUUACCAAUAACAAGUGAAAUUUUAAGCUUUUUAAGAAUGUUCUUUCUCAGUUGCUAAGUAUCUCUACAGUACAUCUAAAUCAUGCUUUCUCCUCCCCGAACCAAAUCAUUUAGAUAAAGUAUUUGUAACAGCGCGGGUCAAUUGCCGAAAUUAGAGGAGAUGCGAAUACUAGCAGCAUCCCACCACCGCACGAUAUUAAUCCUUUAAAACCCGAAGCGCCAGCAUGACGAGCGCGGUGCGCAUGCGCCCGCCGCAGUUUCGUGGAACGAGCUCAGAUGCUUGCGGCUUGAGUUGUUUCCGUAGUAACCGCCGGCAUUCGCUUUGAGUCUCUGACCUUCGUACAACACCAAUAACUGUCCCAACAGCAACACGGCUUCCGGAACAAUGUUACAGAGGGCGAAUUGGCCAGGAAAAUAUCUUCACCGAGCAUCACCCGUCGACACCCCCCCCCCGUCACUUUUUUGACGAAAGUGCUGAAUGAUGGUUGUGUAACUAUUCAAUCCCACCCCCAGGAACACACGGCAACGCAGUAAGAGGUGUAUUAGCGCAGUACCGCAACAGGAGGCGAGAGACCGUGAACCCCGACGAUCGUUGCCUAGGCGACACAUGGCCGGGGCCCACACCGCUCGAGUGCGCGCGCUCUACAAGCGGCUGCUGCGCCUCCACGGCCGGUUACCUAGCGACCUGCGUCUCCUGGGCGACCAAUAUGUCAAGGACGAGUUCAGGAAGAACAAAGUAGCCGGUGCGUCGGAAGCGACGAGAUUCCUGGAGGAAUGGCAGGCAUAUGCAGAUAUACUGCAGACACAGGUUAUGGAGAGUGCGAAGCAUUCAAAGGAGAAGAUUCAAUAUGGAGCCAAUCUGACGCCAAAUAAAUUGCAAAGCUUUAAUGAAGAACAAAUUGGACAACUAUAUGAACUGAUGCAGGAAGCCACAAAACCUAAUUAAGACUUCAAUAUUGAAAAUGACCCCCAUCACAAAGAGUAAUUUAGCAAGUACCACAACAGGAAGAACACAAAAUACUAGAGAAUUGAAUCUUUCAUUUUCUUUCUGUUGUUAGAAAUAAUUUUCUUUAAGUAUCUUUUUCUAUAUGUAGCAGUGUUUAAUAAAGAGACCAUUUUAGCCCAAAAAACAUAACAUCAUAGUACUUAGGAACAGUAUGUAUUUCAGCAUAUUACUCGAAGAUAAACAGGUUUCCAAUAAUAAAAUCCUAAACAUUCAAACAAUUCUGUAUAACUGGCAAAACCAUUAGUUCAAUAUUGUAUAAAGAAACCUUUCAAUAUAUAGUAGAGAAAUGUUUUUUUUUGUGACAUUUGAUGUACUUUUGCAAUUUGUAAUCUUGAAAGUUUAUAAUAAAUUUCAUUAUAUUAUCUGUA